This is a messenger RNA of Marmota flaviventris (yellow-bellied marmot), 4345 nucleotides long. The record is from RefSeq and is a predicted model, not a curated record. NCBI's taxonomy places the organism in Eukaryota, Metazoa, Chordata, Mammalia, Rodentia, Sciuridae.
UGGCAGCGGUGGCGGUGGGAUCCCGGUGACCCGCGGAGGGGUGCCUCAACCAUGACUGCGGAGCUGCAACAGGACGAUGCGGCCGGAGCGGCGGACGGCCACGGCUCGAGCUGCCAAAUGCUGUUAAAUCAACUGAGAGAAAUCACAGGCAUUCAAGAUCCUUCCUUUCUUCAUGAAGCUUUAAAGGCCAGUAAUGGUGACAUCACUCAGGCUGUCAGCCUGCUCACUGAUGAGAGAGUUAAGGAGCCCAGUCAAGACACUGUUGCUACAGAACCAUCUGAAGUAGAGGGGAGUGCUGCCAACAAAGAAGUAUUAGCAAAAGUGAUAGACCUUACUCAUGAUAACAAAGAUGAUCUUCAGGCUGCCAUUGCUUUGAGUCUGCUGGAGUCCCCGAAAAUUCAAGCGGAUGAAAGAGAGCUUAACAGGAUGCAUGAGGCAAUCUCUGCAGAAAUUAAACGCUCAAAGAGAAAACGCUGUGAAGUCUGGGGAGAAAACCCCAAUCCCAAUGACUGGAGGAGAGCUGAUGGUUGGCCAGUUGGGCUGAAAAAUGUUGGCAAUACAUGCUGGUUCAGUGCUGUCAUUCAGUCUCUCUUUCAGUUGCCUGAAUUUCGAAGACUUGUUCUCAGCUAUAAUCUUCCACAAAAUGUUCUUGAAAAAUGCCGAAGCCACACGGAAAAGAGAAAUAUCGUCUUUAUGCAAGAGCUUCAGUAUUUGUUUGCUCUGAUGAUGGGAUCAAAUCGAAAAUUUGUAGACCCUUCUGCUGCCCUGGAUCUGCUAAAGGGAGCAUUCCGAUCCUCAGAGGAACAACAGCAAGAUGUGAGUGAAUUCACACACAAGCUCCUGGAUUGGUUGGAGGACGCAUUCCAGCUGGCUGUUAAUGUUAACAACCCUAGGAACAAAUCUGAAAAUCCCAUGGUGCAGCUAUUCUAUGGUACUUUCCUGACUGAAGGGGUUCGUGAAGGAAAGCCCUUUUGUAACAAUGAGACCUUUGGCCAGUAUCCCCUCCAGGUAAACGGUUAUCACAACUUACACGAAUGUUUGGAAGGGGCCAUGGUGGAGGGUGACAUUGAGCUUCUUCCUUCUGAGCAUUCUGUGAAGUAUGGACAAGAGCGUUGGUUUACAAAACUACCUCCAGUAUUGACCUUUGAACUUUCCAGAUUUGAGUUCAAUCAGUCCCUUGGGCAGCCAGAGAAAAUUCAUAAUAAGCUGGAAUUUCCUCAGAUUAUUUAUAUGGACAGGUACAUGUACAGGAGCAAGGAGCUUAUUCGAAAUAAGAGAGAGAGUAUUCGAAAGUUGAAGGAGGAAAUAAAAGUUCUGCAGCAAAAAUUGGAAAGGUAUGUGAAAUAUGGCUCGGGCCCCACUCGGUUUCCACUUCCAGACAUGCUGAAAUACGUUAUUGAAUUUGCCAGUACAAAACCUGCUUCAGAGAGCUGUCCAUUGCAAAAUGACACAUGUAUGAGGUUACCACUUCCUUCAAUGCACUGCCCGGUUUCUGACCUGACAUCUAAGGAAAGUACAAGUCCAGAAUGCUCUUCUCAGGAUGUUGAAAGUACCUUUUCUUCUCCUGAAGACUCUCUACACAAGUCUGAGGUAGCAAGUAGGCCCCUAACUUCCCCUCGGUCUUCCCUGGGAAUGCCUGCACACCCAGCUCCUCGAACAGUCACGGAUGAGGAAAAGAACUUUGUUAAAACCUGUCUUCAGAGAUGGAGGAAUGAGAUUGAACAAGAUAUACAAGAUUUAAAGAGUUGUAUUGCAAGCGCCACCCAGACUAUUGAGCAGAUGUACUGUGAUCCUCUCCUUCAGCAGGUGCCUUAUCGCUUACAUGCAGUUCUUGUUCAUGAAGGACAAGCAAAUGCUGGACACUACUGGGCCUAUAUCUAUAAUCAACCCCGGCAGAUCUGGCUGAAGUACAAUGAUAUAUCUGUUACUGAAUCUUCCUGGGAAGAACUUGAAAGAGAUUCCUAUGGUGGCCUGAGAAAUGUUAGUGCUUACUGUCUGAUGUAUAUUAAUGACAAGCUACCCCACUUUAAUGCAGAGGCAGCCCCAAAUGAAGCAGAUCGGAUGUUAGGAGAAGUAGAAGCACUGUCUGUUGAACUCAAACAUUACAUUCAAGAAGAUAAUUGGCGGUUUGAGCAGGAAGUAGAAGAGUGGGAAGAAGAACAGUCUUGCAAAAUUCCUCAAAUGGAAUCCUCCACCAGCUCCACAUCACAGGAUUUCUCUACCUCACAAGACCCUCCAGCAGCCUCUUCUCAUGGGGCUCGCUGCUUGUCAUCUGAGCAUGCUGUGAUUGUGAAGGAACAAACAGCCCAGGCAAUUGCAAACACAGCACAUGCCUAUGAAAAGAGUGGUGUAGAAGCAGCACUGAGUGAGGUGAUGCUGAGCCCUGCCAUGCAAGGGGUCAUCCUGGCCAUAGCUAAAGCCCGUCAGACCUUUGACCGAGAUGGGUCUGAAGCAGGGCUUAUUAAGGCAUUCCAUGAAGAAUACUCGAGGCUCUACCAGCUUUCUAAAGAGACACCUACCUCACACAGUGACCCUCGACUCCAGCAUGUCCUUGUCUACUUUUUCCAAAAUGAAGCACCCAAAAGAGUAGUAGAACGAACCCUUUUGGAACAGUUUGCAGAUAAAAAUCUUAGCUAUGAUGAAAGAUCAAUCAGUAUUAUGAAGGUGGCUCAGGCUAAACUAAAGGAAAUUGGUCCUGAUGACAUGAACAUGGAUGAGUAUAAGAAGUGGCAUGAAGAUUAUAGUUUGUUUCGAAAGGUGUCUGUGUAUCUCCUGACAGGACUGGAACUCUAUCAAAAAGGAAAGUACCAAGAAGCACUGUCCUACCUGGUGUACGCCUACCAGAGCAAUGCUGCUCUGCUAAUGAAGGGGCCCCGCAGGGGGGUGAAGGAGUCAGUGAUUGCUUUGUACCGAAGAAAAUGCCUUCUGGAGCUGAACGCCAGAGCGGCUUCUCUCUUUGAAACAAAUGACGACCACUCUGUAACAGAAGGCAUUAAUGUGAUGAAUGAGUUGAUAAUUCCCUGCAUUCACCUUAUUAUUAAUAAUGACAUCUCCAAGGAUGAUCUGGAUGCUAUUGAAGUCAUGAGAAAUCAUUGGUGUUCUUACCUUGGACAAGAUAUUGCAGAAAAUCUGCAGCUGUGCUUAGGGGAGUUUCUGCCUAGGCUUCUGGAUCCUUCUACAGAAAUCAUCGUCUUGAAGGAGCCUCCAACUAUUCGACCCAAUUCUCCUUAUGACCUUUGUAGCCGAUUUGCAGCUGUCAUGGAGUCAAUUCAAGGAGUUUCAGCUGUGACUGUGAAAUAAGCUCACUUAUGUUCAAGGCUUGCUGUGGUCUCUGGCUGCCUACCUAUUAUGGUCAGAGUCACACUCUUCACCUGGGGAAAGGGAUUAAGUGGUCGAGUAAUAUUCAGUUUCACACCCCACCCAUGUUGUGCAUUUAAAGAAGGAUUAAAGAUAAAAUUGCACUUUUUAGGUACAGAAUCAUGAAAGCUAUUUCACCAAGAUAAGACAGGAACCAGGUAUUAAAGUAUUGAAUUAUGCCUGAAGACCUGAAAUGCCUUUGAACUAUAAUGCUUGGGCUUUUCUAAGCCUCUUGUCUCUUUUCAAAUUAUUCUAAAGGCCUAAAUAUUUUUGACAGCAGAACAUAAGAGUGACUCAUCAGACCCCCAAACCAAAUGAACAGCUACUAUUUUAUCAAAUCCAAAUGACAUUUAAAAAUGCUAAACUACAAGAAAGUAGUAAUGUUGCUUGGCUUUUGACAGGGGAUGAUAAAAUGUGUUGCUGAUGAACCUCUCUACCCUUUUACAUGAGGGUAGAAUAUAAGGUCACAUGGCAGUAAGAUGCCAAAAAGUCAAAGGAAAACUGCCUCUCCUUCCUUUCUUCUCUGUCUUUUAAAUUUUUAAAUAAACCAGAAAACCUCAUACUCAGUCCUGAGAGAAUGAAAGAAAAGCAAUUGAGGACUUUGACAGAAUAGCAUUGUGAAGCUUGAUUAAAGAUAGCGUUUUUAAUAGUUGUUAAACAUUUAUUAGGCAGAGUUUUCUGGUAUCUGAAAAUUGUCAAGAAGGAUUGUCUAAGGCUGCUGCCUAAGACUAUAAUAGAACACUUUGUUUGAUUCCUCUCUUUUUUUUGCUUUUAAAAACUAAGGGAUGUGGAUUUGUAAAAAGAAAAAGAAUAUCUAUCUAUCUAUAUAUAUGUAUAUGUAGAGAGAAAACUGUUUUUAAAGGACUUUUAAUUGGGAAUUAUGUUUUAACAAAUUUUAAAAAUUAAGGGAGGAAUCAUGGGAGGGAAGAACACUUAAUACAACUAUGCAGAUUUUAUAAAUGUGCAAUAAAGUAUUUGUUUUACCUUU